AUGCCAGAUCGCCGCAUCCGGCUGCUACUGGCCGACCCGCUGUCCUGCAAUCCGCGGAAUGCACGCUAUGGCCAGCUGCAUGCCGCGGGGCCCGGGGGUGAGGUCUCGGCGCUGCACCCGGCCAUCUCCGCGCGGGGAGAGGAUGUGUCGGAGGCAGCCCUGCUGCAGCUGCUCAGCGGGCAGAGCUCCUACGCCAAGAGCGCAGACAGCCUGCUGGGCCUGCAUGUUGUCGACGAGUUCAGCCAUGCCAUGGGGCAGCGGCUGGGGGAGCCGGGGGCUGCUUCCAAGACGCUGCAUGACCUCCUGGCCAACCUGCAAUCGGAUGUCAAGCUGUCCACCGUGUCUUCCAUGAGCACGGGCGGCGACGCACUGCUGAAGAACCUGACAGUUGGUGAUUUUUUUGCUUGA
Molecule: messenger RNA, 408 nt
Organism: Auxenochlorella protothecoides
Lineage: Eukaryota; Viridiplantae; Chlorophyta; Trebouxiophyceae; Chlorellales; Chlorellaceae
Exons: 2
Coding region: 1-408 (135 amino acids)
Source: RefSeq, a predicted model, not a curated record